Mytilinidion resinicola is the source of this 1568-nucleotide messenger RNA. RefSeq lists its product as uncharacterized. The annotation marks the transcript as partial. NCBI's taxonomy places the organism in Eukaryota, Fungi, Ascomycota, Dothideomycetes, Mytilinidiales, Mytilinidiaceae. The record is from RefSeq and is a predicted model, not a curated record. The transcript has a single exon.
AGAUGAUUGAUGGGUCAUAUGGAAUCUCGCUUUCCUACUGGAAUACCACGGAUAUCAAUGCAACCGCGCCCGGAUGGUUCGACUACUGGGAUCGACCCUCGAAAAACGCAGUCAGACUCUCCGUCAUGAGUGUCUACACAAACAAGCCCGUCGAGAUCAAAGGUGGAGAUGCGAAGGCAUGUGGUGCGGGAUGGAACUGCACCUUCUCUAUCUCUUUCGUUGGUCCUGGAUACCAAUGUAACGAGAUAGCCAAUGCGUCCUCCGAUACAGCCCUGCAAUCUGGCUCCCCAUUCAACACAUCAUCUCUUGCGCCGAUUGGAGAUAAAAUCUACAUUGCUGAUGUUGACGCUGCUGAGUACGCCAACCCUCAACUUCUAACCAACGAUAAAGGCGAGCCAAUCGAGGGACCUCCGUGGCCAGCUGAGCUUGGCGCACUCAAGGCUGAACCGAAGCUAUGGAUUGGAUAUUCAGUUAAUACCACUCAACCUUACGCUCCGGAUUCAGCUUUCGCAGGCAAAUGGAAAACAGUCAAAAUUCCAAGAAUCUUCGCCUGCGAGCACCACGAAACUCAGUACACGGUUCACUUCAAUUACAGCGGAGGCAAACAAACUACCACGGUUACAAAUAAGACCUUUCUCAACCCGAUCAUCGACACAUCGAUCCAAGCCACUAAAUCUGCGAACGGCACGUCACAUCCAUUUGAUAUAACGCCAUCGUCAAACUUCAUCCUCCCGGGUCUUGAUGUCCCUCGGUACAAGUUGAUCGCCGCGUAUCACUCUAUUGGAUAUCUCUUUCGAAAUUGGCUUCGCGGUACCGUCGAGAUAGAAGGAAAAUGGCCUCGAACCCUCUCCGACGUGACCGAGACCCGGCUUGUGAACCGAAAGACGUACUGGCCCCUUCCCAAUCUAGAAAAGGAAGUGCAGUCACUGUAUGAAGAUCUGCUACUCACGUUACUAUCAGACACCUCCUUGCUCAUAGUCGCAAACGCUACGGUCCCGUGCACUAAGUCGCGAUAUGUGAGCGAAUUCAUGUACCAUACCCGGUCACUCUGGAUUGGAUACGCAAUUAUUAUAGUGUUGGCUUUUAUUUGCCUUCUCGUCGGUUUCAUUUCGAUGAUCGAGAACGGGGUAGUGUCCGGGACGGGCUUUGUGCAUACGAUGGUCACGACCCGUAACCCUGUUCUCGAUGCUCUUGGACAUGGGAGCUGCUUAGGGAACGGUCCCUUCCCAAGAGACUUGUUGAAGACGAAGCUGAAAUUUGGGGUUGUAGAUGAUGGUGGCAUAGAAGAUGGCCCGGCGCAUUGCGCAUUUGGUCUCGAGUCGCAGACUAGGAAGAUAGUAAAAGGGAUGCCAUACGCAGGGCUACACUUACCGAGGCCAGGUAAAGAGAAAGCCGACUGAGUUCGGCGUUCAAUUCUAUGUGUAUAUGUUUCACCUUUAAAUUCAAUACAGUACUAGAUCGUAAUUUUGGGCACACGGAUAUAGCACUGCUCCAACUCCUCUCUUGCUCGCUCGGCACCACUGUGAAGAGCACCCGAGCCAGCGGGUAUUAGCUUUGUUAAAAGGUAG